This is a messenger RNA of Toxotes jaculatrix (banded archerfish), 3036 nucleotides long. It is a transcript of the gene eya2, whose product is annotated as EYA transcriptional coactivator and phosphatase 2. Lineage: Eukaryota; Metazoa; Chordata; Actinopteri; Toxotidae. Gene Ontology annotation, cellular component: nucleus. The coding region runs from base 524 to 1945 and encodes 473 amino acids. Gene Ontology annotation, biological process: cell differentiation; negative regulation of extrinsic apoptotic signaling pathway in absence of ligand; multicellular organism development. The transcript has 16 exons. Gene Ontology annotation, molecular function: protein tyrosine phosphatase activity. The record is from RefSeq and is a predicted model, not a curated record.
UCUUCGCUUCGUUUAGUUAACAUCACUUCCCCACCGCCUGGAAAGCAAACACGCUUCUGAAGCUGCGGAGGAAGAGAAGUGAGAUCGAUGUGAGUGAGUGUCCGCAGAAAGCUGUCAGCUGUCAGCACCUGGAGCCUCUCGACCAAAAGCCUGUGCUUCCUCUUCUUCUUCUUCUUCUCCUUCUUCUCCUUCUCCUACUUCUUCUUCUUCUCCUCCUCCUCCACAGGAGCCGCGAGGCUACGGUGUCGCUCACUUUAGUCACUCAUUUGCGGGACACUUGUGAAAAGUCUGCGGAGUCUCUUCUGGGCAUGGAGACACCGCUGCUCUGACUGAUAAUCGGAUUUUUUCCCCUGCACAUUCUUCCUUCUGAAUAAUGGAGAGUUGACGGCUUGAGAGGAACCUGACUAACAGCAGUGCGACGGGAUAAAGAGGAUAAAGCUCUCUCCACAGAGGCAGGGCUUUUUAUUGUCUAUCUAAAUCUCAUCAGAUCUACUGCAGAACCAGCUGACAGGGGAAAAGUGUCAUGGCUGCAUAUGGACAGACUCAGUACAGCCCCGCCCUCCAGCCUGCAGGACCAUACGCACCUUACACUCACCACACACAGGGCUACAGCAUGCCAUCGUACAACAUUAAAACAGAGGACGGCGUGAGUCACUCUCCAGGACAGACAGGACUGUUGGGAUACUCAAACUUCAGCAGCACUCCUCCCAGUCAAAGUCUCUACAGCUACUCACACACACAUGGUGGUGGUAUUUCAUCUGGAAUUUUUCAAGGAACCCAUGCAAUCUCCAGUUCAACGCCAUUCAACCCUACCCAACAAGAGUUUUCAGCGUACUCAAGCUACAGUCAGAGUCAGUACUCUCCAUAUUACAACUACAACAGUCCCUACCUAACCAGCAGCAACAUCAGCCCUGCUGCCAUCACAGCUCCGCUAGCCUAUCAGCACCCAGAACACCCUGUCAUGCUGCCCAAUCACAGCCCAGAGUCACAUACAGGCGAGUACCAUCCACCACCCAGCCCCCCCACACCAGGUAAAGAGGAAGGAGUUGCAGCACGGAGGGGGUCAGAUGGGAAGUUGAGAGGGAGGAAAAGAGUCAGUGACCCUGCUCCACCUCUGGACUCUGAUAUAGAGCGAGUGUUUAUCUGGGAUCUGGAUGAAACCAUCAUCAUUUUCCAUUCACUCCUCACGGGAACCUUCUCCUCACGAUUUGGCAAGGACUCCUCAAAGGCGGUGUCUCUUGGUUUGUGGAUGGAGGAGAUGAUCUUCAACCUGGCUGACUCAAGACUCUUCUUCAAUGAUCUGGAGGAAUGUGACCAGGUUCAUAUUGAUGACGUGGCAUCAGACGACAACGGACAGGACCUGAGCACUUACAACUUUGGAUCGGACGGUUUCCAGAGCCCAGCAGGGGCCGGCUCUCUCUGCCUGGGGUCUGGGGUCCACGGUGGGGUGGACUGGAUGAGGAAACUGGCUUUCCGAUACCGCAGAGUCAAGGAGAUCUACAACACAUACAAGAACAAUGUUGGCGGUUUGCUGGGCAGCCCCAAACGAGAGGAGUGGUUACAGCUGAGGAGAGAGAUGGAGGUCCUGACUGACCUGUGGCUGACUCAAGCACUCAAAGCCCUGGCUCUCAUCAACUCAAGGCCUAACUGUGUGAAUGUGUUGGUGACUACCACCCAACUCAUCCCAGCUCUCUCCAAGGUGUUACUGUACGGUCUAGGCUCAGCCUUUCCAAUAGAGAACAUAUACAGUGCCACCAAGACAGGCAAAGAGAGCUGCUUCGAGCGUGUCUCUCAGAGAUUUGGUCGGAGAGCAGUGUAUGUGGUGAUAGGAGAUGGAGCCGAAGAAGAGACCGUGGCCAAGAAGAAGAACAUGCCGUUCUGGAGGGUGUCCUGCCGGGCUGACCUGGAAGCUCUGAGCCAUGCACUGGAGCUGGAUUACCUCUAGAGGGCACCAGCUAUCACAUUCUUCUCUUUCACCUUAAUCAUGAAAUGCUCAUGAAAUGCAGAGUGCAGCAAGCAGGUGAGGAUGCCCCCAGAGACUGAUUCAGAGUCAGUAGUGCUAUUUUAAGUAAGCACCCAGAUGGACAAUUUCACAGCACAGGCAAAGGGACUGUGAGGAUUUUGAACUGGGGCUGCAUAAACAUAAAGCUAAAAAUGCUGGACCAAAAUAAAAAAGACCAAAGUAGAAUAGGGGACCAAAACUUCAUAACUAACCACAGGGAACUGUGGUUAAUACUGAAAAUACUUGUUUUUAAAACAAAAAAAAAUAAUUCACUUCAUCUCAACUUUAUGGAUGGUAGCCCACUUAGAUACACAAACAAGUGUUGCACUGAAUGCUAAAUCUUAUACCCUGUUUAAUGAACACGGUGAGAAUGUCUGCACAGACGAGAAGCUCAGAUUGGUGUUAGACUGUUUGUUCUGCUGUGUCUUUUUAUAUUUGUUGUGAGACUUAAACUCUUUUUUUUCGCUGUCCAAUACUAUUUGAAAGACAAAUGUUAGAAACAGGUUGAGAUGUUAUGUGGGAUAGAUUUGGUUUUCACUAUUAUUUUAUAAUUGUUUUAUUCAUUUGUUGGAUAGAUAAAUGCCUAAUAACAUUCUCCUCAUAGUUAAAGGCUAUUGAAAAUAGUCUGUAUCUUACCAUUACAAUGUGAGCUAUUUAUUGUUGGUUCAAUUCUACAAAACAAUGAGGUUUAUUUACUUUGGGAGUUUGGCAUUAAAAAAAUCCCUUCAAAGACCAAAAAUCUGCUCUUGUAAAAAUGUUUUGAUAAGAAGUUGUCUUGAAGAUGCUGUAUUAUAGGCUAGUGCUCAAAUCCUUACUGUUGAUUCUGGGUUGUAUAUGUUUUCAUGUUUUAAUUCCUCUUCUUUUCUGUACUUGUUUACUUUCCAUAAUAAUCUGUUUGUAAUAUAGAUGAACUGGUAUGGUUGUGCAUGUGCCUAUUACACUGCCUGUCAGCUUAGCUAUGUUUGUAUAUAAUGCUUUAUUGUCGAUUUGUUUUGACAGAGUGAAAAUAGAUUAAUAAAAAUAAAUUAAUUACA